AUGAAUCGCCCGGGCCGUAUGAGUGUACAAGAUGUCUUAGAUGCCAUAGAUGGUGAGGACAGUGAAUUUGAAGGUUGUGAGUCGGAGGAUAGUGAUGACGAUGAUCAAGAUUACACUAACGAUGCUGAUGACGGGGAUGAUGAUAUUUCUUCACAAAGUUCGGGUUCGGACGAUUUCAGUGAUGAGGAUGACAUUCCGUUGGCAACCCUGGCAGCAAGAGCAACCACAUCAAAAAAGAAGAAACAAGGCCAAGGGAAUAAAGCAACUCAGUCAUGGAUAGACAAGGACUUUGACCCACCUGAUACAACAUUUCUCGGUAAAGAAAUAGAAUAUCCAGCGGACACUGACAUUCCUUCGCCAUACUACUAUUUCAAAAAGUUCAUUACUGAUGAGAUGCUUGAACUUUGUGUGGAGCAAACUAACAUGUACAGUGUCGAGAAAGGUGGUAAGUCCGCCAAUCUCACCAAGAAAGAGCUUGAACAAGUGUUGGGAAUGGUCUUGCGAAUGGGUCUAAUGCAGAUGUCGGGAAAUCGUGCAUAUUGGGAACAAGAUUCCAGAUAUCCUGCUGUGGCAGAUAUCAUGGGUCGUAACCGAUUCUCAUAUUUGCUUACUGUCCUCCAUUUCGUAGACAACAACGCAGUAACAGAUGAUCAAAAAAAGGACAAGAUCUGGAAGAUUCGGCCCUGGAUAGAUGAGUUUCGUGACCACUGCCGGACUGUGGUGCCAGAAGAACACAAUUCUAUCGAUGAACAAAUGAUCCCCUUCAAGGGGAAACGGAGCCCUAUCAAGCAGUACGUGAAGGGUAGGCCUCACUCUACUGAGACUGGAAUACUUUGUCACUUUGAUGUUUACCAAGGAGGGGAUGGAAAGAAAACUGAACUCGGUAUGGGGGGAGAUGUCGUAACCAAGCUGUGUGAAACUCUGCCCAAACAUCAAAACUACAAGGUGUUUGCAGAUAACUUCUUCACUUCGGUGAAACUCGCAGCAAAGUUACUAGAGAGCGGCAUUCUAUAUGUUGGGACUGUAAGGAAAAACCGCUUAGGUGUAUGUCCUUUUACAUCUGACAAGCUUAUGGAAAGGAAAGGUCGUGGUACAAUGGAAAGCUUCGUUGAGAACAACUCAAAUGUCGUGGCUGUAAAAUGGUACGACAACAAGGCUGUAACCUUACUCUCGACUUACGCAGGAGAACAACCAAGCGACAAGUGUAAGUGA
Lineus longissimus is the source of this 1212-nucleotide messenger RNA. Its product is annotated as piggyBac transposable element-derived protein 3-like. Bases 1 to 1212 code for a protein of 403 amino acids. The record is from RefSeq and is a predicted model, not a curated record. The transcript has a single exon. Lineage: Eukaryota; Metazoa; Nemertea; Pilidiophora; Heteronemertea; Lineidae.